UUCUGUCGCAAUCGCAGCUCGAGAGCGCUCAUCUCGCUCCGCUCGCUGCCCGUCGGACUAUCCGAGAAUCUCGAAAUUUUCCCGCCAAAAAUUUUCGCGCGUUUUAUUUUCUUUUUAUUCAUUUAUUUUUAACGAUUCGUUCGUGUAUUUGCAAUGCAGUGAUCGAUUUUAUUUUGUGAUGCGUUGUUACAUUGCGUUUAUUUUGUUCUUUGUGUUUUUGCCAAAAUCAACUAAGGCGAUUCGAUGGUUAGCUUUGCAUGAGAGCGAAGGCAACUGGACGGAGAAUGAUUGCUUGGAGGCUCGUCGCGCGGGCUGGCUGUGGGGCGGGCAGGCGCGCGCGUGCCGGCGCCAGCCCUCGGCCAUGCCGCACGUGGCGGGAGCUGCGCGCCUCGCUCGGGCUGCCUGUCUCUCCGCGCACCAGGGCGAACGCUGGAACUGCUCAUCAAUUGAACUUGCUCCCAGAUUUUCUCCUGACCUCCUUACAGGUACUCGGGAGCAAGCUUACGUGUACGCAAUGUCUGCGGCGGCGCUGACAUGGUCGGUGGCUCGCGCGUGCGCGGCCGGCUCGUUGCCGGCGUGCUCGUGCGCUGCGCCUCCGCGUGCGCCGCCUCGUCCUCCGCGACAGGCACAGAUCACACCCGCCGAGCCUCACGCCAGGUUCAAAUGGGGUGGAUGUGGAGAUAAUUUUCAAUGGGCUGAAAGGUUCGCGAAGCAAUUUCUAGAUGCUCAUGAAAUAGACGUCCGAGAAGGCAAGGUGGAUAAUAUCCUGGAAAUAGAGACAACUACGACAGAGAUACCUACCACUACUACCACUACUACAACAACUAUAGAACCAACCACGAUACCACCCGUAGUCAUCUUAGUGGACGACCAGCCCUCGCCAGCUAAUACCAGUACACCUCCAAAGAUCAAGAAGAAAGGACGUCGCGGCCGAAAGCGUCUACCACGAUCCCCGCGACGAGGGCGGCCUACACGGAAAAGGUUCAGAUCUAGACCGAGGUAUGACUAUGACGACAGAGGCUCCAGGUACCGCAAUAUCGAAUAUCGUAUGGCGGCUGACGACCCGAGGUUUGACCCUCAAGUGGAUUUGCGAACACGACUCGAACGACUGCGAGAGCUAAUUGCAUCUGCUAACCUGAUGAAUGGACGAUUUGGAAGAAAGGCGGUGUCUGCCGGAAUGCGCACGAAGUGCACGUGCCACGGCGUGUCGGGCUCGUGCUCGGUGCGCACGUGCUGGCGCGCGCUGCCGGCGCUGGCGCGCGUGGCGGCGGCGCUGGCGGGCGAGGCGGCGCGCGCCGCCCGCUGCGACGGCCCGCUGCGCCCGCACGCCCGCCACGCGCGCCGCGCCCGCCCGCGCCUUCGCUAUGUCACGCCCAGCCCCGACUACUGCGAGCCCGACCCCGCCGCUGGCUCGCUCGGCACGCACGGCAGGAAAUGUAACGCGAGUCUAGGCAGCGCAGCAGGCGGAUGCGGACGGCUGUGCUGCGGUCGUGGACGGCGCGCGGUGCGGUCGAGCCGGUUGGAGCGCUGCCACUGCCGGUACCAUUGGUGCUGCCGCGUGGACUGCCAGCUUUGUCGUCUCACCACCGAGGAACACUACUGCAACUGAUCUACUUAGGCACCUGAAUUAUCUUUACCAAACUUAAUUUAAAAAGCAUACCAAAUUAGCUGUAUGAGGAUAUCCCCAAAUUACAGCUAAUCAAAGAAAACUACCUGUAGACAUUAGGUAGAUACCACUCUUUCCACAAGUUAACGAAACCUGCUUGACAUUACGAUUUUUUUUAAUCUGAUAAAAAUGUAAAAUCAAAAUAAUUUUGUAUGAGGAGAAGCAUUUCGAACUCAGACUCUGGAGGGCAAAUUUUGAUUUACCAAACAUUUGUUAACAUUUCUUAACAAAUAAUAUGUUAUAGGCCUUCGGAUGUCAUGGUGACCGCCUUACCAUGUUUAGACAAUAGCAUUUUUUGACGGUGAUUAAUUUUAAGCCAACAAGUAUAUUUUGAACCAAAGAGAUACAGUAUAAUAUUUGACUAGUCAUUUUACCUUUCUAAGCAAUUAAUAUUAAAUAGUUCCGAUUAACUCUUGUAAUGCUUGUUAACUUGUAAUCUAUGAAACUACUGAAUUGCUUAAAAGUUUUAGUGAAAAUAAUAAAUUGAGACGCUGGAAUAAGAAUACUCACCGACCAACUGUAAACUACAUUUGAAGUUUAGUUAAUUAAUUGAGAUUCCAUGGUACUGAGGUACCCAUUCCAAUGACACAUCCUGCAAACUGUGUUUGCUUUUUACGUUAUUGUUUGGAACAUUUCGAAAAGCGUUAUCAGUACUUUUCUGUACGUACUUAGAACUCUUGACAUUUCUAAAUGGUUUUAUUUAUUCGUUAAGACUGUCUGUUAUUUUGUAACAUAUCGGAAGUUAUAAUUCCAGUGUAUUACGUAAGUUAGUAUGUACUUUCAAAUAUUUCGACAAUAAAUUGUAUUGAGUAAAAAAUAAUAAAGUGUUUGUCCACCGCUGUAUAUACAGCUAUUAAUAAUAUUGGUGUUUCUGUUUAGUGCUAACUGCUAAUGCACAUACAUCUAUCUCUAUUCUGUCACGAAGAUUUGUAUCUUUUUAAUGAAAGACAUAACUUAUCCUACGGUAGGUAAAUGUACUAAGUAUUUUAUUCCUAGUGUCAUUUAUUCGCAUUGGUGUACAUAUUGUAGUAUUUAUUAAACUCUUCCCUACUUACUUGUAGAUUUAGACAUUUUUCUGUCAAAUUAACUUUAAUGAUUCGUAGUUUUAGUCGUAUUCGAUAUCUAUAGACGUUUCAUGUCAAAUGAUAAUUUUAUUACUUAGCUGUUUAAGAUCUCUUGUAUAUAAAAGUCGUACUUAGAAUAGAACAUAAAACGUUGUUUCAUUUACAAAUCAAAUAAACUUUUCGCUACUUCUAUAACUCGUAUAAAACAUUAAGGGGUAUAGGUACUUAUAAACGAACCUAAGCCCCGAUUUGUCCAAAUUUAGGGAGACUAAACCUGGGCCAAAAUUAAUAAAAAAAUAAAUGUGAAGUAAAUCAGUGUUCGAAUCAAAACACCAAGAGAACAGAAGAGAGGUAACAAUGAAAGUAAGUUAUAAAUGUGACAUAGGUUUAUUUACAAUACUAUUGUUUUUUAGCAAUGCAUUAUGUUAAUCACCAAUUAAAUAUACUGAGCAACAUGAAUUAAAGGAACAUGGACUAAUGUCUUAUAAGUUUAUAACCAAUCAAAAGACUGUAAAAUCAAUUCACUAACAUGUGAGAUCUCGAGACUUCUAAUUUAUGUACCUUACAUAAUUAUACAGACGACUGUUUUAUCACUAAAAUUAUAUAGAAUUUCGGAAUUUGUUACUGGAAAUAUAAAAAUAAACUUUCGCUACAAUAGGUAUUCAGUUAAACAGGAAGAUAAUCCUUUCACUUAUCAACUAAAAAUCACAUCAUUUUUACUUAUUUGAUAACUGGUGGUAGCGAUGCUUACACAAGCGACGUUGCCGACAUCAUGCAGAUAUCACCGUCUCGGCACAAUUAUAACAGAAAACAAGUACUAGUUGUGAGGAGAAUUUGAUGCUUUAUUAUACAUUUUGAAAUAUGGCAUCGUAAAUUGGCAGAAGUGUGUUUAUAAUUAAAUCAUGGAUAAAUAACGUCAACAAAUUCAGACAAAUAAUUUCAUACUUAAUGUAUUGCCGAAAGUACGGAUUACAUAGAGUAACAAAUAUGUUACAUAAAACCUUAUAAUUUACAAUAAUUGUGUGAAAAUAAAGACUUAUAUAGAACAAACUUGAUAAUAAGAGUUGUUCAGCCGUAACUAAUGCUGAACUGAGCGGAUACUGUGAGCAUUUCCUAUUAACACAUUCACCCGAACUCGACA
Messenger RNA from Spodoptera litura, 3871 nucleotides. Its product is annotated as protein Wnt-11b-2. Gene Ontology annotation, biological process: multicellular organism development; cell fate commitment; neuron differentiation. The record is from RefSeq and is a predicted model, not a curated record. Gene Ontology annotation, cellular component: extracellular region. Lineage: Eukaryota; Metazoa; Arthropoda; Insecta; Lepidoptera; Noctuidae. Gene Ontology annotation, molecular function: frizzled binding; cytokine activity.